AUGGCGCCUAAUACACGAAAUCAGGAUUUGGAGAAGAUGCAGAAGGAUUUUGCGCAACAAAAGAAGGAUUUCGCUGCUUCAGUUGAGUCGAUGUUCACGAUGCGAACCGCCAUGGAAGCUAUGUCAAAAAAAAUUGAGGAACUGGAAAAACAACGGCAGUUAGCGAUUCAAUCGGACGACGAUCAUUUAACGACGAACAAACUCACGAAGCUUGAAUUUCCUCGAUUCGACGACGAUGACGUGGAUGAAUGGCUGUAUAAGUGUGAACACUUCUUCACCAUUGAUACUACACUAGAAUCCAGCAAGGUGAGAUACGCCGCGAUUCAUAUGCGAGGCAGAGCAUUGAAGUGGCAUCUCGGUUACAUGAAAUCUCAUGACAAAGCUAUGGAGGAUAUUCUAUGGAGUGAUUACUCGAGAUUUGUAACUGCUAGAUUUUCGGUGACUCAGAUGGAGGAUCCUAUGGGUUCAUUGAAAUCUCUCACUCAAAUUGGUGAGUUGGAGGCUUAUUAUGACGAGUUUGAUCUGCUACUCACUAAGGUUGGUCUUCCUGAAGAUUGUACUGUUAGUUGUUUCAUUGAAGGUCUCAAACCUGAAAUUAAAUGUCCUAUUAGAAUGUUUAAGCCAAAAACUCUACGAGAGACUUAUGCCUUAGCUAAAUUGCAAAGUCAUAGUAAUAAGGCUCUUGUUAGACCUAGUGGCACAACUGCAAAUUAUUGA
Molecule: messenger RNA, 717 nt
Organism: Erigeron canadensis
Lineage: Eukaryota; Viridiplantae; Streptophyta; Magnoliopsida; Asterales; Asteraceae
Exons: 1
Coding region: 1-717 (238 amino acids)
Source: RefSeq, a predicted model, not a curated record